UCGCAGCCAAUCGCAGCCGGCAGCCGCCCAGGCCGCAGACCUAGGUCCUUCGGAGGCGGCUGCUCCUCGAGGCUGCAGAGGGGCGGGAGCCGGAGCCCGGGGCUUAGCUACUGAAGGAAGAGACAAGAUGAGUGCAGAGCCGGAGAGGAAGUUUGGCGUGGUGGUGGUUGGUGUUGGCAGAGCUGGCUCCCUGAGAAUGAGGGACUUGCGGGGUCCACACGCGUCCUCGGCGUUCCUGAACCUGAUUGGCUUCGUGUCCAGACGGGAGCUUGGGAACAUUGAUGGAGUUCAGCAGAUUUCUAUGGAAGACGCUCUCUCCCGCCAGGACGUUGAGGUUGCCUACAUCUGCAGUGAAAGUGCCAGUCACGAGGACCACAUCCGGCAGUUCCUCAGCGCUGGCAAGCACGUCCUUGUCGAGUACCCCAUGACACUGUCUCUGGUGGCAGCUCAGGAGCUGUGGGCCCUGGCUGAGCAGAAAGGAAAAGUCUUGCAUGAAGAGCAUGUGGAACUCUUGAUGGAGGAGUUUGCAUUCCUGAAAAAAGAAGUGGUGGGGAAAGAUCUGCUGAAAGGGUCCCUUCUCUUCACAGCUGGCCCCCUGGAAGAAGAGCGAUUCGGCUUCCCUGCCUUCAGCGGCAUCUCUCGCCUGACCUGGCUGGUCUCUCUCUUUGGGGAGCUUUCUGUUGUGUCUGCCACCCUGGAUGAGCGGAAGGAAGAGCAGUAUGUGAAAAUGACCGUGUCCCUGGAGACUCAGAACAAAUGUCCGCUGUUGUGGAUUGAAGAGAAAGGACCUGGCAUGAAACGCAACAGAUAUUUAAGCUUCCAUUUCAAAUCUGGGUCCCUAGAGAAUAUCCCAAAUGUGGGCAUCAAUAAGAACAUUUUCCUGAAAGACCAAAAUAUAUUUGUCCAGAAACUCUUGGGCCAGGUCUCUGAGAAGGAGCUGGCUGCUGAAAAGAAGCGCAUCCUGCACUGCCUGACACUGGCAGAAGAAAUCCAGAAGAUCUGCCACCCGAAGAAGUAAGAGGAGGAAGCGGCAUGGUGCCUCCCAGAGGGGAACGGAGUGUGGGUUUCAUCGGGCGUUGACCUUUAAUUCUGUUCUUCCAAUUAAACACAUUGGGUACACAGGA
Chinchilla lanigera (long-tailed chinchilla) is the source of this 1124-nucleotide messenger RNA. It is a transcript of the gene Blvra, whose product is annotated as biliverdin reductase A. Lineage: Eukaryota; Metazoa; Chordata; Mammalia; Rodentia; Chinchillidae. The record is from RefSeq and is a predicted model, not a curated record. The transcript has 8 exons. Gene Ontology annotation, molecular function: nucleotide binding; zinc ion binding; biliverdin reductase [NAD(P)H] activity. Gene Ontology annotation, biological process: heme catabolic process. Bases 128 to 1018 code for a protein of 296 amino acids. Gene Ontology annotation, cellular component: cytoplasm.